AUGGUGUACACGCUGACCGUUCCUGAUCGCUACGGCUAUGUGGCCCUCAUCGCUCUCGGGGCUAUCCCCUUCCUCUCCUGGAUGCAGGGCAACGUGGUGACCCGGUUCCGCAAGCCUGCUGGCGUCCCUUACCCGAACCUCUACGCCUCACACGAGCAGGCCAAAGAGAGCCAGGCCGCGUACAAGUUCAACUGCGCCCAGCGAGCGCACGGAAAUCUCCUCGAGAACAUGCCGCAGACCAUGGCAUACAUGUUGUUUGCCGGUUUGGAGUAUCCCACCGCCACCGCCGCCUUAGGAGCGGCCUGGGUCGUCUGUCGUAUCGCCUUCGCUUAUGGCUAUAUCAGCAGCCAGAAGAAGAAUGGGUCGGGCAGGUAUAUCGGCGGCGGGUUUUGGUUGCUGCAAGGUGGACUCUGGGGCCUGUGCGUGGCCACGGCUCUGAAGAUGCUUUGA
Fonsecaea erecta is the source of this 450-nucleotide messenger RNA. RefSeq lists its product as hypothetical. Gene Ontology annotation, molecular function: glutathione transferase activity; glutathione peroxidase activity. The record is from RefSeq and is a predicted model, not a curated record. Gene Ontology annotation, cellular component: endoplasmic reticulum; membrane; nuclear envelope. Lineage: Eukaryota; Fungi; Ascomycota; Eurotiomycetes; Chaetothyriales; Herpotrichiellaceae. The transcript is spliced from 2 exons. Bases 1 to 450 code for a protein of 149 amino acids.